Messenger RNA from Cyclospora cayetanensis, 369 nucleotides. RefSeq lists its product as uncharacterized. Bases 1 to 369 code for a protein of 122 amino acids. The transcript has 2 exons. NCBI's taxonomy places the organism in Eukaryota, Apicomplexa, Conoidasida, Eucoccidiorida, Eimeriidae. The record is from RefSeq and is a predicted model, not a curated record.
AUGUUUUCUUCUUCACUUUUAUGCCGCAUGCAACAUGCCCGCGCAGCCAUGGUUUUGUUUCAACGGACAGCCUCUACGUCUAAAGUCGCGAGCUUCUCUACCACUGCCAGCGGAGGAAGGCUUCUAAAUCCCAAUCCUAGGCCGACACAGUACCAGACGGUGAUUGUGAACGAGGCAGUUAACCCCGCCCCGGGGAAGCCGUUCAGCUGGACGCCUAUGCUGAUCGGCGCAGGGGUCUUCAUGGUCUUGUUCCCCUGCAUCCAGACCAAGAUGGAGCUCAAAAAGUACUAUAAAGAGACAGAGCACCUCUACCGGGAUGGCUGGAGCGUGUUUCACUAUGACAAGAUGAAGAACGACUUUCUGUCGUGA